AGCGGCUUGUGCGCCUGCGCGAGGGAGCCGAGCUGCUCCUUCGCUCGCUCUGAGGCGAAGGAGAAAAAGAGCGGGUCUCGAAGGGGGAGGGGAGGGGGCGCGCGCUCUGCGCCGCUUUCUCCGCGGCUUUCUCCGUGCUGCGGCCAUGAGCGUCGCGGCCUUGGUUUCCCCCGCCCUGCCCUCGCCGGGGCCGCCCCCUCCUCCCACCGCAGCCGUUUCUACGACCACGGCGCUUCCCCCCGGGACAGGCCCCGCCCCCGCCGCCGAGAGCUAUGAGGAGGAGGACCUAGACAGCCCGCUCGACGAAGAGGAUGGCGAGCGGAGCGGACGCGCACGGGACUCCGACGAGGAUACAGAAGAUGCGAGUGAAACGGAUCUGGCAAAGCAUGAUGAGGAGGAUUAUGUCGAAAUGAAGGAACAGAUGUAUCAGGAUAAAUUGGCAUCUCUCAAGAGGCAGCUACAGCAACUACAAGAAGGUACUUUGCAGGAAUAUCAGAAAAGAUUGAAGAAGCUGGAUCAGCAGUACAAAGAGAGGAUACGCAAUGCAGAGCUUUUUCUCCAGUUGGAAACAGAGCAGGUGGAACGGAACUACAUCAAGGAAAAGAAGGCAGCCGUGAAAGAGUUUGAAGAUAAAAAAAUUGAGUUGAAGGAAAACCUAAUUGCUGAAUUGGAAGAGAAGAAAAAAAUGAUUGAAAGUGAGAAGUUAACCAUGGAGCUCACAGGAGAUUCCAUGGAAGUGAAGCCUAUUAUGACAAGAAAACUGCGACGGCGGCCCAACGAUCCUGUUCCCAUCCCCGACAAAAGGAGAAAGCCUGCCCCUGCUCAGCUGAAUUAUUUAUUAACGGAUGAGCAGAUAAUGGAGGAUUUGAGAACCCUUAAUAAGCUCAAAUCACCUAAAAGGCCAGCAUCUCCUUCGUCACCAGAACACCUGCCAGCAACCCCUGCGGAGUCUCCGGCCCAGCGGUUUGAGGCAAGGAUAGAAGAGGGCAAACUGUACUACGACAAAAGAUGGUAUCACAAGAGCCAGGCGAUUUAUCUGGAGUCCAAGGAGAACACCAAAAUCAGCUGUGUCAUCAGCUCUGUGGGAGCCAAUGAGAUCUGGGUGCGGAAGACCAGCGACAGCACCAAGAUGAGAAUCUACCUUGGCCAGCUCCAGCGGGGCGCCUUUGUGAUCCGCAGGCGAUCAGCCGCAUGACUUUUUGCCCGAGCCUCCUUCUUUUGUCAAAAGCAAUCAGCUCUCCUGAGGACUCCCCCGGCCCCCUUGGAGGCAGCCGUUCUGCUGCCAGCAUUGUUCCAACCUGCCAGGAAGCCCAAGCAAUGUCCUGGGACUUGGCCUGAGGCUUCUUUAGCUGAGCCUUUCUUGCUUCCAAAGACUAUUUAAAGAGAGUGUAUGCCUGAGUUCUCCUUCUCCUACACAGUGAAAAAGGUACCCUUUUGUAUCCUCAAGCCCAGUUGCCUUGAGGAGAUAAGACCCAGUAGGCUGUUGAAUGAGUGGUGAAUGAUUGAAUGCAAUCACCUGUUGAAUUGCCAGUGUUUUGCCUUUGGGGACAUUGUUGGGAGUGUUUUUAAGCUCCUGCCGCAUCCUGGACUCCCUCUUGAUUCUGUACAUGAUGAACUCAAAGAAUGCCAUUUGAUCGCUCUGUAGCUGGGAGAACGCUUGAGUUUUCUCGGUAGCCCUUUAUCUAUCUCAGUAAUGAGCAUGGCAGGAGUGUUUUUCCCCCCUUUGGCUGAUGCUUUCUGCGAAGGGCAAAUCAAAAGCAUAUCUCGAUUCUGGGGAAAGGGUUCCAUUGGUGGCAUUGCACAAAUUGUGAGUGUCUGUCAUUUACCCUGGGUGACUACAGACCUCCUUGGAAAGGGCUUUUCUUUUGCCAAACAACACAUGCUUCCUGCGAAGGGCAAAUCAAAAGUAUAUCCCGAUUCUGGGCAAAGGAUUCCAUUGGUGGCAUUGCACAAAUUGUGAGUGUCUGUCAUUUACCCUGGGUGACUGCAGACCUCCUUGGAAAGGGCUUUUCUUUUGCCAAACAACACAUGCUUCCUGCGAAGGGCAAAUCAAAAGCCUAUCCCGAUUCUGGGCAAAGGGUUCCAUUGGUGGCAUUGCACAAAUUGUGAGUGUCUGUCUUUUAUCCUGGGUGACUGCAGACCUCCUUGGAAAGGGCUUUUCUUUUGCCAAACAAUACAUGUCAUGGGAGGCCUCCUUUUUGUGUGUAGGCCCCCAAACCGUCACCCAGUGCGAGCGAGACUUGUUCUUGAUCCCAGGAUUGUGCAGUUCCCAACUUUGAGGUCUUGUACUGUUCCUGUAACAGGAUGGCAGCAGUGAAGUUGCUUCCAAAAUAUUUUGUAUUUUCCAAACUUAGCUUGUGGUGUUUCUUUGAUCCCCAGCUUCAGAAUCAGCCAUUUUCCUGGUGGCUUACAUUCCUCUCGCAGCUUAGUUUUCACACCAACUCUCCUAGAACCAGGUUGCUGAAUGGCUUCUGUCUGCUUAUAGCAGUGGUUCUCAACCUGUGGGUCCCCAGAUGUUUUUGCCUUCAACUCCCAGAAAUCCUAACUGCUGGUAAACUGGCCUGGAUUUCUGGGAGUUGUAGACCAAAACACCUGGGACCCACAGGUUAAGAACCACUGGCUUGUAGGAAUUAUGUGGAGCCUGCCUUGCUGCUCCUCAUUCAGCCUCAGUCGGAUGUUUCCGCCAUCCUUCCAUUUCCUAUUAUUUGCAGCCAGGUGGCAGCCAAGUCUCAGCAUUUUGGGGUCCAGCUUCAAAUCACCCAGCCAGGCUUUGGGUCUAGAUGUGGCCAUUCGAACAGCAUACCUGUUUGAUCCCUUCGCUUCUUCUCCACCUGUCUCAGUCAUUCCCAACAUGUAGUUGGAUGUUCAAGAUUCAGAAGCCAGUGACAGCCAUCCAGAAAAGCCCAUUUUCGGUCCCUCCCCAUCAAAGUUUUGCUUGCAGGAUGGAGAACCUUUGGUCUUCCAAACUGUUUGGCCUACUAUCAUACUACUACCUGUGAUAAUCGUAAUAUAAUAUACUAUAUCCAUGAUUCCUUGAUGUUGGCCAUGCUUGCUGAGACUUUUGGGAACUGAGGUUCAACGUUAUCUCACUGCACCAUUUCCAAGAGUUGUCUGUAUGCACUUGAUGUGAAGCAAAGUUAUGAAGGUAAUGUGAAGGAAACUGAAACAUGGAAUGGGGAACAUUGAUCUGUGUAGCUCAGUGAAGUCUACGCUCACUGACAACACUUCUCUGGGGUUUUGAAGGGGACUCCUUUCCAAUUGAACCUGGAGGUGCUAGAGACUUGGGACCUUUUAUGUGUAGCACUGUGUUGUGGCAGUAACCUGGUGGCACAAAUGGAGACCAACCAGGAGUGCUCAGAAGUAGAACCUUUUCCUUCCACUGCCAUUUAAAAUAAGUAGCUCUGGCUCUUCCGUUAGGUGCCUGUGUCAGAGGGUGAUUUGUAAGGGAUGUUGGCUGGCAUCCACAUACUGUCUACUCAUCAACCUCUUGGCUUGUUCUUGGGGUUCCUCAGAUAACAGGUAUUGUGAGUUGGGUGACCUGUGAGUUCUUCUGUAUUGUAACUGGCACAGGUGGUACUGUGGGGCAUUUGGCUGUGAAGAGACCUCUCCUCCCUUGGAGCUAUACAUUUGGAUCUGUAUGUAGAGAACAGCUUGGGUUGCUUUAUGCAACUAGUGUUGCUCUCCAUCAAGUGAGCUUGCCAUCUGAGACCAACCAUCAGCAGUAGUGAUGGAACCCUCAAGUAGAUCAUUGGAUAGGAUGCUUUGAUAAAUCUCUUCUAUCACCUUUUGACUUCAUACAAGUAGGAUCUGUUGGGCUUAAGAAGGAUGAUCUGACCUCUGGUGAGGGGUGAGUAAAUGAGUAGUGGCAAUGAUGGCUGAAAGGUAGCUCUCACUUGUGGCUUCUGACUGGUGCAUCUGUCAACAAGAGGUGGGUGCUUCUAUGUUUCUUUGUUCACAGAAUGAUGUGGGGUUUUGGGGCUCAUAAGCAUUCAGGAGCAACCUGCAGUAACUAAAUGAAGGGGUUGAUCUACUGUAAUACUGAUCCUUCCAUAACCACCUCUAGGAUGAGACAACAGGUUUGGGAUACACUUUUCUGUCUCUUCAAAGCCAGGUACUUGACCUUUUUUAGGCCUUCAGAGGUGAACAUCCUUCCAGGAAAUGUUUCUAGAGUAAACCGCUACAGAUUCUAUUUGGACAGAAAGGGGAACCACUUUUUCAGUACCCAUUGGAAAGUCGAGAUAGCAUCUUGUCGGGAGGGGAAUUGAAAGAAAGAUGUGGCUCCUCCAGAACAGAACUAGUCUUCAUUUUCUGUGGUUUUGCUGGCACUAGAAGCAGGUGCAGAGAAAAUGACAAGCUUUUGUACCGUCAAAUUCCAAUAUGCCAGGAGAACGCAAAACGAUCAAGGGUUAGGAGAUGUGCAGCACAAACACCUUUCCGACCAUUUGCUUUGUUCCUAUUGGGAUUGUGGAAAGAGUUGCAGAGUUGGCAGGGUUUUGUGCAGUGCGGAGUAGUGGGGUUGUGUGUGCAGCAUAUCGAAGAUAGCAGCAUGCGAAGCUCUCAUUUAGCAGUGAGGGCCCAAACCCAACAACCUGAAAAUCUGCUUUUGUUUCAAUUUUUAGCGUGCCUAGUUUCUCUUGUUCUCCCCUCCUUUUCAGGAAGCCUGAAAUUGCAUAUGCUAUUAUUUUCUUGGUUUUCCUAGCAACCUUAUGAGGUAAGUCAGGUUAAGAGAGGGCAGGCAGCUCAAAGUUACUUGUGGACCCUCAUGGUUGAGGGAAGAUAUGUAAUUAUUACACUGUUCUCCCCCCCCCCUUUUUUUUUGUUUUUGUUUACAUCAAGGCUCUGUUUUACAGUUGGAGAUGGACACUGAAUGUGCUAUUGCCUUGUAAAAUCCAGCUUCUGACAACACUUUGGUCUUCAUUUAUAAAUAAAACUCAGAUUUCUAGUA
Messenger RNA from Anolis sagrei ordinatus, 4945 nucleotides. It is a transcript of the gene SUDS3, whose product is annotated as SDS3 homolog, SIN3A corepressor complex component. The record is from RefSeq and is a predicted model, not a curated record. Gene Ontology annotation, cellular component: Sin3-type complex. Gene Ontology annotation, molecular function: histone deacetylase binding. Lineage: Eukaryota; Metazoa; Chordata; Lepidosauria; Squamata; Anolidae. Gene Ontology annotation, biological process: negative regulation of transcription by RNA polymerase II.